This is a messenger RNA of Lytechinus variegatus (green sea urchin), 3829 nucleotides long. RefSeq names its product armadillo repeat-containing protein 3-like. Gene Ontology annotation, molecular function: protein binding. The transcript has 19 exons. The coding region runs from base 98 to 2611 and encodes 837 amino acids. NCBI's taxonomy places the organism in Eukaryota, Metazoa, Echinodermata, Echinoidea, Temnopleuroida, Toxopneustidae. The record is from RefSeq and is a predicted model, not a curated record.
UUGUGACUUAAUUUUUACCUCUUCGAAAAUAACAUAGCAACAGCUGAAAACAAUAUUUUUUUCGUUGAAUGACUUGAGCAGGUGAUUACGGAGCAACAUGGGCAAGAAAACCAAGAAAGAGACAGAGGCACCACCAAAGGACGUGUUUGAUACAUUAGCGGUUGAGAGCAAAAAAGCAGCUACUGUGGUUCUCAUGCUGGAGAGUCCUGAGGAAGAGAUACUUAUCAAGGGAUGUGAAGCUCUCUACAAAUUUGCUGAAAAAUGUGAUGAAAACCGAGGAAUGCUUCUUGAGCUUGGUGCCGGUGAACACCUACUAAAGCUGAUCGCAUCAGAGGAGAAGACCGUCCGUAGGAAUGCCAUCAUGACCCUAGGCGUCAUGUCAGCUCACAAUGAAGUCAGGAGACUGCUAAGAAAAAGUGACUGCGUCCCAAAUCUUAUCAAGUUAUUAGCUCCGGAAGAGGACACCCUUGUCCACGAGUUCUCUAGUCUGUGUCUGGCCAACAUGGCCCAGGAGUACUCCAGCAAGGUCCAGAUCAUGGAACUAGGAGGUCUGGACCCCCUGAUAGCACUGCUCUCUGACCCUGAUCCCGAUGUCACCAAGAACACCGUGGAAGCAGUAUCCCUCUUGCUCCAGGAUUACCAAAGCAGAGCAGCAAUAAGAGAUGCCCGUGGUCUGGAACCUCUACUGGAACUGUUAAAGUCGGACUACCCGGUGAUCCAGGAGCUAGCCUUGCAGAGCUUGACCCUUUCUACUCAAGAUGCAGAGAACAGAGAGGCACUCAGAGAACUGGAGGGAUUAGAAAGACUGGUUGACUUUGUUGGUACAAAAGAGUUUGAAGACCUUCACGUCCAUGCCCUGAAUGUUCUUUCGAAUUGUUUGGAGGACAUCGAGAGCAUGGAACUCAUUCAAACUACCGGUGGUCUUCAGAAGCUACUCGCCUUCGCCGCAGAGUCUGAGAAAUCAGAGGUCCAGGAGAAUGCCUCUAAGGCCAUAGCGAGAGCUGCGAGGAAUCCUGAGAACUGCAAGAUAUUUCACGAGCAAGAGGGAGAGAAGACGUUAGUUUGUCUCCUUGAGGUUGACAGCGCACCAGUCCAAGCUGCUACAGCACAGGCCCUAGCCAUCAUGGCAGAGAGCGCCCUCUGUAGACAGACAAUUGCUGAAUAUGAUGGCAUAGCACCUCUUGUCAAACUGCUCGGCAGUGAAAACGGAGAUGUCGCUGAGAACAGCUCCCUCGCUCUGGCCAACCUCACAUCAGCUACCGUCCAAAACUGCGUUGAGCUCGCAGAACGCAAUGGCAUCGAGCCCCUUAUCGGUCUGUUAAACUCGUCAAGAGAGGGCGCCCAAGCCAACGCAGCUCAGGUCUUGACCAACAUGGCGACGGAUGAAAUCUUGAGGGCGGACAUCCAGACUAGAGGAAUUGUUGGAGCUCUGCUCACUCCUCUACAUUCCAGCAAUGCCAAUGUUCAAACUAAGGCAGCAAUGGCACUAGCUGCCUUUGUCUGUGAUACAGAAUCAAGAAACCAGUUGAGAGGGCUAGGUGGCUUAGGUCCUAUGUUGAAGCUUCUUCAGUCUAGUAAUGAUGACGUAAGACGAGCUGCAUCUUGGGCCUUGGUUGUCUGCGCUAGUGAUCCAGUCAUUGCCACGGAACUCUGCAAGCUCGGUGGAUUGGACACCUUGAAAGAAAUCCAGCAGUCAUCGACCAGAAAGAAUGGUUUCAGUGAUGUAGCACUCGAGAGAUUGCUAGACAGUAUGCUACCCGCUAAAUACAGUCUGAUGGGGUUCCUGGGACCUAAUGAUAUCAUCUGCGAUGGCUUCUAUGAUGCCGGCAAGAUCCGACCAGAAUCUAAAUUUGCGACCUUGGAGGAAUUGAGCGAGCAGGAGGUCAAUCAGAAGAAGCCGAUCUUACUUGUCAAUUGUGGAGCCUCUAAAAGCCCACCUGUUACUCCUGCACCCACAAUCCCGUCAGAACUAGACGUCAAACAGGAAUCCAAGUCCAACAUCAGAUCGUCAAAAUCGUCCGUCAAAGGGUCAAAGAGAGAGAGCAAGAAGGAACGCGAGGAGAGAGAGCUGCGUGAGAGACUGGAAGCCGAGAGAUUAGCCGAGCAGCAGGCCUUGCUAUCCCAGCAGCCACCUCAGUACGAGGCUCCUGCCGAUCCUGUCUUUGAAGGUUACAUCAGCGACAUGCUCAAUGAUGUCAGCUGUCUUCCGACGACAAGAGAGCAGGUCAUCACGAUUGCGCAGUACGUCAGCAACAAGAUGGGUGGACCGAUCGAGAAGGGAGAGAUGGCUAACUUCAGCUAUGAACUGAGCCUUAGUCAACUAAAGUACGAACUGAAGAGUAAUAUCAUCCCUAUUGGUCGGAUUGACCGAGGUAUCCAUUGCCACAGAGCUCUCCUAUUUAAGGCCCUCGCUGAUCGGAUUGGUGUAUCGUGCUCAUUGGUGAGAGGCAACUAUAACAGAGCUUGGAAUGAAGUUAUGCUCACAGACGAAGAAGACUCGCAAGAGAAUCCAAAGUUUCCUCCCAAGGCCUACAUCGUUGACCUCGUCCACCAACCUGGAAGAUUGAUGCGUUCAGACUCUAAUGAUGCAGUUAAUUAUCAAAAGAUUUGAAACGAUUAAUGUCAGUAGCCUUUAUGUGUAAUCUUACCCAAUAGACUGAUGCCUUCAGACUCUAAAUGAUGCACUUUAUUGUGAAAAAAAUUGAAACGAUGUGAACAUCAUUGGCCUUUAUGUGUAAUCCUGCCUAAAAGACUAAUGUGUUCAGACUCUAAUGAUGCAGUUAACAAUCAAAAGAUUUGAAACGAUAAUAUGAACCUCAAUGUCCUUCAUAUGUAAUCCUGCCUGGUAGACUUAUGCGUUCAGACUCUAAUGAUGCAGUUAAUUAUCAACUGAUUUGAAAUGAUAAUAUAAACAUUAUUGGCCUUUAUGUGUAAUCCUGUCUGGAAUAAUGAUGCGUUCAGGUUUUAAUGAUGCAGUUAUUAUCAAGUGAAUUGAAACGAUAAUGUAUAUGUCAAUGUCCUUUACAUGUAAUUCAUCCUGGAAGACCGAUGGGUUCAGACUCUAGUGAUGCAGAUAUUUAUCAAAAGAUUUGAAACGAUCAUUUUUUUAUCUAUUCCACACUACACGUAUCUAUUUCAUUUUACUAGAGACCUGCUAUUAAGACUGUUUGCCUACAAAGAUCACCUUAAUUUCUCUGUCUUUGUAUGCAGUCUUUGAUAUUCAUGCAGGCACAAUUGAAUUUCCAUGUAUUGUGAAAUCACAUAUGCCUCUAUCUUUAUUAUGUAAACAGAUCUGUCUGAUUUUGAGAUGAUUAUUUGUAUUUAUAAGUAAGUAUAUAGAGAUUUUUGCAAUGAACACAUAUCCAUUCUUAUUGUUGAAAUAUGUGUGUUAUGCAUAGUUGUGUUCAUGAUGAUUGUUCUGUUCUUCAGAAUUGAUCUGAAUAUCUUUUACAAAUUUUAUCAAAACUCCUCCACGUUUGUGGCCAUCCUGCCAGCGAUCUUCCGUCCUCUUUUGUGUAUAGUGUCUUAUUGUAGUUUCAAUCUGUGAAAGGUCAUUGUGAAUUUGUAUGCAUUUGCUCAGAAAAAAUUAUGCUUAUGAACUGUAACUUUGUGUAAACUACAAAAUACUUGACUAUUGUGUGACAAUGAAAACUAUAGUACAUAUUAAUAUCCGGUGAGGGGGGCAGUCAAAUGUAUUGCUGUACACACGCGCGCCCAGAUUAUUUCCAAACACCCCCUAAACAAGGUUUUUUCUGUGUGCAAAAUAACCCCCUAAACAAGUUUUACGUGGGCUUGUCGGCAAAUUAUGACCCCCGGGAAAAAGAUUGGG